CUCCAAAAUUGUUUUAUCUCUCCAUUUCUCUCUUUGCAGUACACACGGGAACCUUGGAGAAUUCUAAAAUACAAAAAAAAAUCUGAAGUUGAGAUUUUUUUAUUGUUCUUUGCAUUUCUUUUGCACGUUUUCUAGAAGUUUUUGACUCACUUUGGUGGUGUUGAUUUCAUGGCCACCUUUUAGUCCUAGCAUCGCUGCGUUUUUGUGGAAUUUUGCAAUUUGGAUUAAUGGGUUUCGACAUUUGCGUUCUGAAUGGUUCGUGCACUCACGAAUACGUGACCACUUGCAGUUAAAACAUUGACCUCCUGUGAUCAUUUGAAGGAAUGUGUAGUCGUGAAUCAAUUGUGUUGUUGUUUGCUGGAAAGUGGUCACUCUGAGUUUUAGAUGCUAUUGUCUUUGCUGUGAAGCUAUUUUAUUUGGUCGUGAUUGUAUUUCAGGAACUCAAGUUCACCUUCCCCAUGCUUGAAAGUUGAGGAUCUUGCCCGUUUGCAAUUUCAGACAACUCCUGUCUAUAUUGAUGUAGAUGAUGGGAGAACCAAGGUCACAAAUGAAAGAUUGCUUCAGGGUUAUCUUGUGGUUCCCUGUGCCAAGUGAUUUAUUGUUCUCUAUUCCUUUUUGAAGAGACACCAGUCAAAAAAAGUGAUGGUUUUUUUCUCUUCAUGCAACUCACUCAAAUUUAUUUUUUUCUCUUCAUUUUCUCUUCGUGUUAUUGUUGCUGUUGCGCUAGAUUCAAUUGUUUCAGGUUUGUGCUUUCGCCCCUGCUGUGCUGGAUUCAAUUGUCACAUUUGGAUUCGAUUGUUUCAACCCCUUUCAGAAAGCCUCUAAAUAUGGCAGCCACAAGCACGGAUAAGUUGGAGGCAGGAACGGUUUCAAGUUAUGACAGGAAAAGUGAAAUCAAGGCAUUUGAUGAUUCAAAGACUGGUGUCCAAGGACUGGUAGAAAAUGGUGUAACAAAAGUUCCACUUAUGUUCUAUUGUGAAAACUCUAAUCUCAAUGAUGGCGUAACCAGUGCAUCAAAUUCAAAGAUCAGCAUCCCCAUAAUUGACCUCACAGGCAUCCAUGAUGAUCCUAUUUUGAGAGAUCAUGUUGUGGGAAAAGUUAGAUAUGCAUGUGAGAAGUGGGGCUUCUUUCAGGUUAUAAAUCAUGGAAUUCCAACUCAUGUUUUGGAUGAGAUGAUCAAAGGAACUUGCAGGUUUCACCACCAAGAUGCAAAGGCGAGGAAAGAGUACUACACUCGCAAAGUAAGCCGAAAAGUUGCUUAUCUUUCCUAUUAUACUCUUUUUGAAGACCCUUCUGCUGAUUGGAGGGAUACACUUGCAUUUUCCUUGGCACCUCAUCCACCCGAAGCUGAAGAAUUUCCUGCAGUUUGUAGGUUUGUGAUAAUAGUAAUACUACUUUUAUUAUUAUCAGCACUUGCACAUGUUAGGACUUAAUAAUGGUGGAUAACUAAUUUCUUGGGACAAUAUCUAAUUUGUGGUGAGAUGAUAUCAUUACAUUGAAAUUUUUGUUAAGGGAACAUAGUAUAUCUGUAACUAUUUUUCUAAAAUAUCUUCCACAACUGAAAUUUUUUAUUAUGUUGGAGAGUCUCGCAUCAUCUACUUCAAUACUUCAGAUGCAACUUAUAUACUGUAUUUGUUGGAUUUGAUCAUUUGGAAAAAUCAAUAUGACCUUUGUUCAACUACUACCUUCAUUCAAUCAUCUUCAGAUGAUUCUGUUUUGACUUUGGUUUGGUAGUUGUAAACUUUUGGCUCACUUUCAUUGCACAUGUUGCUUCAAAAUGCUUGGAAAGGAAGAUCUUAAGCCCCCGUUGGGAACAUAUUUUGAGUCUUAGACUGAAAGUUUUGAAGAAUGGUUCCCAUUUCAUUGUUAAAAAAAUUUGGCACUUCAUUCCCAUCUUUUCCCAUGCAUUCUUUUGUAGUAACAUUAACACUUUCAUUACAUGUUUCUUUAAUUAUUUGUCCCUAUGUAUUUUGCUUCAGUCCUAUGAGGAAUAGCUUGGAGGGCUAAGAGGAAAUGCUGGAAAACUUAUUCUCCCAAAUCAGUAUAUAGUUUAAUAAUAUUUCACUUAUUUUAUAUUUUUAUAUCUAGACAUAUUUAUAUUACAGGAAUCUAUAAAUUUAUUAAUAUUCUUGCAGGCAUCUAAACAAAUUUGUUACUUUUUAUUUCACUGAUUUUAUAUUUUUAUAUCUAGACAAAUUUGUUACUCCUUAUAUCACCUCUUAUUUUUUUAAUCUAAUGGUUAUAAAAAGUAAUUCCUUGACAGCUAGGAUUAUCAAACAAACAUACCUUUCCUUUCAUAAUUUUGCAUACAUAUAUAAUAAAAAUCUCAUUUUUAUUGGUGGGCUAUCUUUGAUCUGAGCAUUUUACACUUAUUGGUGGCUUUAGUUUCUCUACCUGUUCCUCAAUAGAUUUUUAGUUGUUCCUUUAU
Molecule: messenger RNA, 2428 nt
Organism: Glycine soja
Lineage: Eukaryota; Viridiplantae; Streptophyta; Magnoliopsida; Fabales; Fabaceae
Product: cell division cycle protein 48 homolog
Exons: 5
Coding region: 660-1433 (257 amino acids)
Biological process (GO): autophagosome maturation; mitotic spindle disassembly; retrograde protein transport, ER to cytosol
Cellular component (GO): nucleus; VCP-NPL4-UFD1 AAA ATPase complex; cytosol
Molecular function (GO): polyubiquitin modification-dependent protein binding; ATP hydrolysis activity
Source: RefSeq, a predicted model, not a curated record